Molecule: messenger RNA, 1877 nt
Organism: Erythranthe guttata (spotted monkey flower)
Lineage: Eukaryota; Viridiplantae; Streptophyta; Magnoliopsida; Lamiales; Phrymaceae
Product: peptidyl-prolyl cis-trans isomerase CYP40
Biological process (GO): protein peptidyl-prolyl isomerization; protein folding
Cellular component (GO): cytoplasm
Molecular function (GO): peptidyl-prolyl cis-trans isomerase activity; protein binding; cyclosporin A binding
Source: RefSeq, a predicted model, not a curated record
AAUAAAAAAAAAAAGGAGAAAUGAAAUAAAUGUAAAGUUUGUGUGGAUAAAAACAAAAAACUCUUUUCAUGCUGUUUGUGGGCUACGUGACAAACAAACCCAUGAUCGCGUACGGAUAGUGACCUUUCAGCCCGCCUAUAUAAUAAUAAUAAAUAAAAAAACGGUUUGUACGUACAGCUGUACAAGGUUGUACCUCACACGAAAACACACAGUACACACAGUGACUGACAGUGAGGAGUACCAUCCCCAUUUCCGCGCCUCUCCGUUUAACAUUCUGCGCAAAAGCUAUACUACCAAACAAAGAAUGUUCGCCUUUGCUUUUCCCUUUCUGCUUUUCGUCUCCUACACCUGAAAACCUCGUUUCUCUUUUUUGCCCUUUUCCGCCUUCGUUAAUCCUACCGCUCGCUUUCGGCCGCGGCGGCGCUUCAUCGGCAGCGUGGGGAAGGUUUUGUCGGUUCGGUGUUUUUUUUGUUGGUUCGUUUUUUUUAGCGGCGGCGGAGAGAAAAUGGUGAAUCCGCGGUGCUAUUUGGAUAUCAGCAUUGACGGAGAAAUGGAGGGGAGGAUAGUGGUGGAGUUGUACAGCGAUGUGGUGCCGAGAACCGCCGAGAAUUUUAGAGCCCUAUGUACCGGAGAGAAGGGCAUCAGCCCUCGCAGCGGCGUUCCCCUCCAUUACAAGGGCUCACACUUUAAUAGUAUUAUCAGAGGUUUAAUGGUGCAAGGAGGUGAUAUAUCUGCUGAAGAGGGAGUGCCCGGAGAAUCCAUUUACGGUGAGAAAUUCGAAGACGAAAAUUUUGAGCUGAAACACUCGAGGAAAGGGAUGCUGUCAAUGGCUAACUCGGGUCCGAAUAGUAACGGAUCUAAAUUUGCCAUUCUCACAAACCAGGCUACUCAUCUGGAUGGAAAGCACGUUGUCUUUGGCAAGGUUAUCAAAGGAUUAGGGGUCGUUCGCUCGAUUGAGUAUGUCGCGACAGUGGGGGAGUACUAUCCAACUGUCGAUGUUGUCAUUGCCGACUGUGGAGAAAUUCCCGAGGGAGCAGAUGAUGGGACAAUUAACUUCUAUGGAGAUGGUGACGUGUACCCUGAUUGGCCAGUGGAUUUCGAUGCUAAAGUAGACGAUGUCUCGUUGAUUAUUAAUGCUGUUGACUUUAUCAAACUCCUUGGAAAUGAGUGGUUCAAGAAGCAUGACUAUAAGAUGGCUAUCAGAAAGUAUCGUAAGGCUCUCAAAUAUCUGGAUUUAUGCUGGGAGAUGGAAGGCAUUGAUUCAGCAUCUCUGAUGAAAACAAAGUCUCAAAUCCUUACAAAUAGUUCUGUCUGCAAGUUGAAAUUAGGAGAUCUUAGAGGAGCAUUGAUGGAUUCGGACUGUGCAACUCGUGAUGGGAAAGAUAAUGCUAAAGCUUUCUAUCGCCAGGGCCAGGUACAUAUGGCACUCAAUGACAUAGAUUCAGCAGUUCAAAGUUUUCGGAGAGCUUUAGAAUUGCAGCCAGAUGAUGGUGGCAUAAAGAAAGAGCUCUCUAUUGCAAAGAAAAAGAUUGCUGAUAGGCGCGACAUGGAGAAAAAAGCUUUCUCGAGAAUAUUCCUGUAGAGAAGCGUUGCAUUUUGGGUUACUGAUAUCUUUUGGACUCGUGCUGAAAAUGCUCUUACUUGUUAGAUGAAUUUCCCGACGACGUUGUAAUACAUUCCCGAACCAAAUUUUGUCACAGUAAUUACUUCUAAGCUUAGGGAUUAUGUCUGAAAGAGAAAACAUGAUCAAUCAUUUAAAGUAUUUUGUUAAAUUUCGGACUAAAAACUUCUUCAUUCGAACAAAAAAGGACGAUUUCCUUUUCUUGACUAAGUUUCUGUUGUUAUUAUUUAUGUAUUGCUGUUCUUGAUUCCUCUUA